This is a messenger RNA of Babesia bigemina, 351 nucleotides long. RefSeq lists its product as hypothetical. The coding region runs from base 1 to 351 and encodes 116 amino acids. The record is from RefSeq and is a predicted model, not a curated record. The transcript has 4 exons. Lineage: Eukaryota; Apicomplexa; Aconoidasida; Piroplasmida; Babesiidae.
AUGCAAGCUCCAACUAGUGGAGCUAGGGCUUAUUCCCAGGAAGCUCUGGAGAAGAGGAUACAGCACCUCGCCGAGGCAGCGGCACAGCUCGCAUCCACCCUUCCUUCGGUAUCUCACGGGCUGAUGCGUCAGGCGCUACGUCACCUCAAGGAUGCAAACGGAUUCAGAAGAGCCCAUGCAAAGCAAAAAAAAGACAAGGGGCGAUUAAUGCAGCAGACGCAUGUAAUCUCGCAUAAAACGGUCAUGUCGUAUGAAUGCCAGCUCUGCAAAGCUAGGACCACAUUCCCCGGCGCGUUGCGCACCAUCCCGAUUAACAAAAAGGCGGCAAACAAAGCGAAAUCGGAGGCGUAG